GUUACAGAAAGCAAAUCUGCCAUAUCGUACGUUGUUUUCAUGAAAGUGUUUUUAUUGAAGAACGCAUUUGACAUAGAAAAAUUUUAAUUUUUAUGAUUUUUUUCGAAAAAUAUUUUCAAAACAGUAAACCUGAUGUAUUAGAAAAAUAAAACUUUCGAUUUGAGGUUAAUAUUUUGGUGAUAAACUGUAUUAUUUGAGAAAAAUGGCGAAGUGGUUCAUCAUGAGACGUUUAGAAAUUUGAAGAAGAAUUAAUUAAAGACAAAGUUCGAAUAUCUUGUGUGAAUUCCGAAUGACAAGUUAACUGUUUAUCUGCUGUCAAUGCAAUAAUUAUCAAAAAUGCGGAGGAAUAUGGUCGAAAUUUAAUUGAAUAUCUUAAAUAUAAUGUCCAGAGGUUAUGGUAAAUAUCGUCGGGGGGCUCACUCCCAUGCUAGUUUUCACUUUGAUAAUAUAUUCAAAGAAAACAGUAAUAAGCCCUCUGCUGCAAGAUCUGCUGCUACUGUUGGUAAAUGGGGAAUAACAUCAUUCACUUCAAUUCGAACUGCUAAUGGAUUUGGACAAAGGGAGCCAGAUAAAUCACCCACUGUUGAAAGUGCCCCAAAACCCAAAAAGUUUUUCAAAAGCAGGAAUGCAGAUCAACCAGAAUCUAAGCAAUCUGUUAUAAAUGACAACAGGCAUUCAGAUCCAGAUUAUGAACAUCCCCCAAUUAAAAAAUUAAAAUCUGUAAACGAUAGCAUUGAAAAACCAGUUAAAACCUCAGUGAGAAAAUUUUUCUCUUCUAAACACAAUAGUGAUAAGACUGUUUUAAGUUCUAAUGUAAAUAAUUCUAAAGCUAACAAUGACAGUAAACCACCAAUUGUUUUGAGGAUAUUUAGAGGUAAAUCUCAACUUCUUAGCGAUACUGAAGAAUCAGAAAGUACACCUAUGCCUAGUUCUACUUCAAAUGCUACCUCACCAAGAGCCUUAAGAGACUUACCCCAACCCCAGGUCCAAAGAUCUCCCAACUGUCGGAUAACUAGGUCUGCAAGAAGGAGUAUGCAACAAGACAGUCCUACAGCUGUAGAUACAGCUGGUGAAUUUUCCCUUUUCAUGUCUCCAAAAAAUGAUUUGGAAUUGUCCCCUCAGUAUAUUCCUGCAGAAAAGUAUGAAGCUGAAAGAAAAGCCCUUUAUGAUAAUUUAUUAAAUUCCAGUAUACCAGUUAUUAAAGAAAGUGAAAGUCAAGGAGAUGAAUUCACUAGAAAACAACAUUCAGAAGAUAAAAAUGAAGAUAUUGUUGAAAAUGCUUCUAUGGAAACUGAAGAUUCAGUAGUAGAAGAAGCUGAAAUAUUGGAGCAAAUGCAAGACAAAAAUGAUAGUCCAGAAAUGGAUAUUCUGGAACCUGAAAAUAAUAAUUACACAUCAUUAGAAGAAAUUAACGUUCCUGUUGAGAUUCCAGCUCAAGAAGAAACUAAGCCUAACCAUGCUUCAGCCAUAUCUAAAGACUGGCUUAGUGAUUCUGAUAGUAAUAGCAAUAGCACUAUGCCAGAUUCAGAAAAGCCUCUAGAAAAAGGUGAUGUAAUUGAAAAAACUGUAUAUAAAGCUACCCCUGUGCCUCCCGAAAAUUCUAAUAAUAGCAAUGAAUCUUCUGAGCCUCCAGUUAAAUUGGUUAUAUCUAAGAAAAAGGGUAGUAUUUUCAAGAGCAGAGCUCUUGUAUCUGAUGGUACAAAAAAAAGAAGGGCCUUGUAUAAGCAUAAAUGGAGUGAUGAUAAAGAUGGAACACCAAAAACCCAGGAAAGUACUGCGAACAAUGUGAUACUCGAUGAAUUUUCAUUUGAUGAUCUGACAGUUAAGGAGAAAACUGAUGAAAGUAAAUCCCCGGAUACUGAAGAUGUGAAAAGUGAUAAAGUAUAUACCAGAGUGAAGAAUGUGAAAAAAGCCCAUCAAAUACAAGAAAUCGGAGAGUUUCAAGAGUUCAAUGAUGAUGUUGAAUAUAUAUUGGAUACUUUACAAGAUAAUAACCCCAUAAGUACAAGAUGUCUUUCUGCUAUAUCGCUGGCAUCAAAAUGUAUGGCGCCUGCUUUUAGAAUGCAUGUGCGAGCUCAUGGCACAGUUACCAAAUUUUUCAAAGCACUUCAUGAUGCAACCAAAGAUCAGAGCUUGGGUCUGUGUACUGCAACAGUAAUGUUUGUUUUGAGUCAAGAUCGGCUGAAUAUGGAUCUUGAUCGAGAUUGCCUUGAACUCAUGCUUAAUCUUCUCGAUUCAGAUGUUAGUUAUCAGCAAGCUCUAGAUGUGAGUGGAUUAAGUUCAAGUCAACUAGAAAAGAAUAAACAACGAGUAAGAGAACUAUGUGCAGAAAUCCAGAGCCAGGGACAUGCUAUGCAUUUGAAUUUAGACAUGAUAACAGUUGGCCAAUUAGCUAUGGAAACUCUACUUAGUUUAACUUCCAAACGGGCUGGUGAAUGGUUUAAAGAAGAACUCAGGGAACUAGGGGGAUUAGAACACAUAAUGAAAACAAUAUGUGAAUGUUGUCGUCAAGUUUCAGAUUAUGUAGUGUCAUGGACAGAUGUUCUUUUGGACAAAUUAAGAAAAAUAGAUAGAUGUUUGAGGGUUUUGGAAAAUGUAACUCAUAAUAAUGAAGAAAAUCAAAUGUAUCUGUUGAAAUACAGUGAUGGGGUAAUGCUGGAUACUUUAGUAAAUUUAUAUAAACUUUGUGAUAGAGAAAUUCCUUUAUAUCCAGUAACAGAUAUAAGUGACAAAGAAUCAACUGGCACUAUUAUCAGAGAAGCACUGCUUGUAACUUUGAAGUUGUUCAUCAAUUUGACCCAUCAUUUCAAUCCUAGGUCCAUAGGAGGAUGCUUGAUUGGAGCUCGGAAUGGAAUUAUAGAUACAAGUUUGCAUUUACUUCUUCAGGUGCCCCUUUACAUACCUGAGCAAAAAAAGUUUGAAUUAGGUGUUUUGGUACUUAUGUUUUUGAUCAACUUGAUACAGGAUAAUGAAGCUAAUCAAAAGUUACUCCUUGAAGCAAAAGCACCUCCUCAGUCUGAAAGUAUUUACUCCCGGGAAGAAAGUGCAGUUGAAGCUUUGAUAAAACAAUUUUAUCACUGGGAAGGGUGUGCAAAAAUAGCAGAAAAGAGAACAAAUGCUAUUCUCGACGGAGAGAAAGACACAGAGAAUGAAAAGACACAGUACAAGAGUAAUGAAGAAUUUAUUGAAGAGACAGUGGCAAAAUUGCUUCAAAAAGCUGGUACUCAUAUGGAGUUUACAUUCCUAGCAUCUUAUAUUGUUAUGUUGAUUGGUUUCUUGAUCAUGCAAAAUGAAGUGUACCAGAAUAAUGUGCGACACUUUUUGAAGGGCAAUAAUUUUGAAGAUAUGGUGGACAUCCUGAAAAAAUUCUUCAAUUUUAUGAAAAUGACUGCAUCAACUGAAGCUUCAAGCGUUUGUGCUAUAAAAACCACAGAAAAAAUAAUAAAAUUUUUGGAAGAAUGUGAUAAGGAAACCUGAGUUAUGCUAAUGGAGGAAAAGAGAUGAUGGGUUUUGAAAAAAAUACACAUAAAUCUUUCCUCUUGGGAUAUUCAAUUUUGUAUAUAUAUAAAAAAUGUUUUACUUACAUCACAUAUCCUGAUCUUAAAAGAUUUGAUGAAACUUAAAUUUUAUUUUUUGUAUCUUCUAUCUUGUAUUUCAUUUGACAGAUAGUAGGUUUAAAUAGCCCAGUUUUCAUCAAAAAAAUUAGCACUGAUUUUAAUUUUAUUAAUGAAUCUGAUAUUUCAGUGAAAGUACUUUGUUUUAUCAUAUUACCUAUUCCACAUACAAUAUGGAUGAUUGUUUACAUAAAUCAGGUAUAAAUUUCUUUCUGAAUUUGAAAGUAUGUUCAAUAAUUUUAGAUUAAAAAAAAUUAAUGAAAUCAAGUAUUUUUCGUUAUGGACCUUGUAUUAAUAUCCUCAUUAGUUAAGUAAUAUAUGAAUAAAGUGACUGAAGAUGUAGAUUCCCUGAAAUAUUUCAGUAAUUCUGUAAAUAAGAGUACAUAGAGAGUAUAACAUUAUUAUAUUGUAUUUUACUGGUAAUGAACAUAAGUUUGAAACAAUCAGUCUUGAAAUAUUUUAUAUUCACUAUCAGAGGAAAUUAUAUAUUUAUGAUGAAUUUUGUCCUGAAGGUUGUUUGUAUUAUAUUUUCAUAUAUUAACUUGAUUUGAAUAUAUUGUUAGACACUGAUUUUGUACUGUAAGUUUGUACAUAUUGAUAAUUUUUUUUCGCUUUAUUUAUUUGAUAUUUUUUAAGAUUGUAUGUUUUGGAUUGUUCAAAUGUAAAUACAAUUCACUUUUUAA
Messenger RNA from Harmonia axyridis, 4297 nucleotides. Its product is annotated as protein wings apart-like. Gene Ontology annotation, biological process: regulation of chromosome condensation. Lineage: Eukaryota; Metazoa; Arthropoda; Insecta; Coleoptera; Coccinellidae. The record is from RefSeq and is a predicted model, not a curated record. The transcript is spliced from 13 exons. Bases 382 to 3477 code for a protein of 1031 amino acids.